Molecule: messenger RNA, 4950 nt
Organism: Mirounga angustirostris (Northern elephant seal)
Lineage: Eukaryota; Metazoa; Chordata; Mammalia; Carnivora; Phocidae
Gene: NFKBIZ
Product: NFKB inhibitor zeta
Exons: 12
Coding region: 1472-3385 (637 amino acids)
Biological process (GO): regulation of gene expression
Cellular component (GO): nucleus
Molecular function (GO): DNA binding; POU domain binding
Source: RefSeq, a predicted model, not a curated record
GCCGGCCCGGGCGGGGGCGGUCCCAGCGCCCCCAGCGCCCCCAGCGGCCCCGCAGCGCCUGCGCCCGCGGCUCCCGCGUCUCCGGGCGGCCCACACGCCGGGAGGGGAAGGGCCGCGCCGCCCGGUGCGAAGUUCCUCGCCCAGAAGUUAGGUGGCCUCUGCGACUUCCGCAGCGGCCAUUAUUUAUUAGGGAUUACUGGAUGACGCUCUGUGCUGGGCGUUUGAUAUAACUCGAUGCCCUUUGACCAUCUGUAAAAUGCGGGCGCCAUCCAGUUGGCCUGGAAGCCCAAAGGGCCUCUAAGAGCAGAGCUCUGACUUCUGGGGCUGGGGAUGAAUCACGUUAGGUUUUCUCUCACUCUUCUUUUUUCUUAAAAAAAAAAAAAAAAAAGCUUUAUUAAGGCAUAAUUCAUAUACUUGUGGCGAGUUUUUGGAUCCGAUGUAGGCUUAACUUUCUUGUCACCAGUGAGGUUUGAAUACUGUGUUUAAGGUCAACUUAUUUUUUUCCUAAGUAUUUGUGGAAAUAUUAAAUAAGAGGACUUUAUGUUAAGGGAAAGAAACUGAUAUGAACAAGAUGUAAGAUGAAACUGCACGGAAAACCAGCUCGAUUUAUGUCUUUAGUUUGUGAUGUUUCCGAGUUUCGGGAAGUUCUGUGUUCUGUAUGAUUUAGAAUGGUUAAACCAAAUCUUAAAGAAAGGCAUAAUGUUUCCGUUCUUCUGCUAUGAAAUGGUUAGUUUCUUUUCUUAAUAAGCCGAGUUGCAUAACUUGAGGGAAAACAGGAUUGGCACUGUGGGUAGACUAAACCUCUAGAUAAUCUCACAUACUGGAAAGUCUAAUCAGCAUGAUUUUAAAGAACGAAUCUUUUAGGUGUUCCCUCCUGCGAGGCACUUUUGUUUCAGUUGUUUUUUAUUUUAAAGAGUGAUUUUUCAUUUUCUCUUAAAAAAUAAUUUAAGUCCCUUGAUUUUUAUAAGGUGUUCCCUGUAUGUUAAAUGUGUAGCAGAUGCAAAAAACUGUGUGUGUGUAUUAGAAACUUUUCUCUCACAUUUGGUCUUCAUCUGGAUGAGACAGUUUUGCUAGUUCUUUGGUUUACCACAUAGACAUAGGGGAUUUCUGAAACUGAAUUUUUCUCCCUGUGACGUUGAAUUCCAGAGAAACGCUGUAUUAGUUUCUGGCAAGAUUUUCCUAAAUUUAAACAUAAAAUCAACUGGUCAUUUAAUUUACUCCAUCAUAGAAUUGUUUCCUCUCAUAUGCUUAUGAUAUAUCUAUAUCUGUGUAUCUUCAAAUUAGGCCUUGUUUCUUGUCCCAUCUUCUUACUUUUUUCCCCACUCUCAAGUGAGAGUCUCAAUUAUUCAUUUCCUGACUUUCUGCGUGUUUACUUUGUGUUCGGCUCAUCCCAAGAGGUUGUGACAUAGUAGCGGUCAGAAGCUGUAAACAUAGACUACAUUUUAAAGUGUAUUUUAAAAUUUAAAUUGAAAUGAGAUUAUUUCCUUUCUACUUAGAAAGCCUAGUCGAACCCCAUAUGGGGGUUGGAAGGCAGCAGAGAGGACCCUUUCAAGGCGUUCGUGUGAAGAACUCGGUGAAGGAACUACUCCUGCAUAUCCGAAGUCAUAAACAGAAGGCUUCUGGCCAAACUGUGGAUGAUUUUAAGACGGAAAGUGUGAACAGAGAGCAAUUCACAGAAUUGAAGAACACAGUACCAUAUAGUGGGAAAAGGAAAGGACCUGAUUCAUUGUCUGAUGGACCAGCUUGCAAAAGGCCAGCUUUAUUACAUACCCAGUUUUUGACACCGCCUCAAACACCAACACCUGCAGAGAGCAUGGAAGAUGUUCAGCACAGUGAAUCCAAACAGGACAGCAGUGCCGAUCUGCUUCAGAACAUAAUCAACAUUAAGAAUGAGUGCAGCCCGGUUUCCUUAAAUACUGUCCAAGUUAGCUGGAUGAGCCCUGGGGUGGUCCCGCAGGGCUCCCCCCGAGAACAGUGUCAGGACUUCCACAGAGGGCAGAUCUUCUCUCCACCGCAGAAGUACCAACCCUUCCAAGUCAGCAGCUCCGCACACCUGAUGGAUCAGGCGGCCCUGUACCAGUAUUCGCCCCAGAGCCAGAACCUGCAGCACCCCCCGCCACCACCACAGCACUACACCCACACCCCAGCUCUGGAAUACAGUCCUUAUUCCAGAACUUCCCAGUCCCCCAGCUAUGAACCAAACCUCUUUGAUGGCCAAGACCCACAGUUCUGCCCAGAUCAAAGUUUUGCAUCCUUUCUAAAUAGUCAGGAAUCUGAGAAUAUUGCUGUUCCCAUUCAGAACUCCCACAACGUUCAGCAGCAAAAUGAGUCCCAGCUGCAGAACUUCAACAUGAUGCCGCCCAGUGCCUGUGAGGCUAUGGUGGGCCAUGAUGCAGGCUCCACCCCUUUAAGCACCUCACUGCCAUUCCCGAACAUCAUCGGAAAUCCAGUGAACACCACACAGUUAGGGAAGUCAUUUUUUCAGUGGCAAGUAGAGCAAGAAGAAAGCAAAUUGGCAAAUAUCUCCCAAGACCAGUUUCUUUCAAAGGAUACAGAUGGUGACACGUUCCUCCAUAUUGCUGUUGCCCAAGGGAGAAGGGCACUUUCCUAUGUCCUUGCAAGAAAAAUGAAUGCGCUUCACAUGUUGGAUAUUAAAGAGCACAAUGGACAGAGCGCCUUUCAGGUGGCAGUGGCCGCCAAUCAGCAUCUCAUUGUGCAGGAUCUGGUGAACCUUGGGGCCCAGGUGAACACCACCGACUGCUGGGGAAGAACCCCUCUGCACGUCUGUGCUGAGAAAGGGCACUCCCAGGUGCUCCAGGCAAUUCAGAAGGGAGCAGUGAAGAGCAAUCAGUUUUUGGAUCUUGAGGCGACUAACUAUGACGGCCUGACUCCCCUCCACUGUGCGGUUGUGGCCCACAAUGCUGUGGUGCAUGAACUUCAGAGAAAUCAACAGCCCCAUUCACCUGAAGUUCAGGAGCUUCUACUGAAGAACAAGAGUCUGGUUGACACCAUUAAAUGUCUGAUUCAGAUGGGAGCAGCAGUGGAAGCCAAGGAUCGUAAAAGUGGUCGCACAGCCUUGCAUUUGGCAGCGGAAGAAGCAAAUCUGGAGCUCAUCCGCCUCUUUUUGGAGUUGCCCAGUUGCCUGUCUUUUGUGAACGCAAAGGCUUACAACGGAAACACUGCCCUCCAUGUUGCUGCCAGCCUUCAGUAUCGGGUGACACAGUUGGAUGCAGUUCGACUACUGAUGAGGAAGGGAGCAGACCCAAGUACUCGGAACUUGGAGAAUGAACAGCCAGUGCAUUUGGUUCCUGAUGGCCCUGUGGGAGAACAGAUCCGACGUAUCCUGAAGGGAAAGUCCAUUCAGCAGAGAGCUCCACCAUAUUAGCUCCAUUGACUUGGAGCCUGGUCGGCAACACUCACUGUCAGUUAGGCAGUCCUAAUGUAUCUGUACAUAGACCAUUUGCCCCGUAUUGGCAAAUGUAAGUUGUUUCUAUGAAACAAACAUAUUUAGUUCACUAUUAUAUAGUGGGUUAUAUUAAAGAAAAAGAAGAAAAAUAUCUAAUUUCUCUUGGCAGAUUUUAAUAUUUCAUACCCAGUUAUCUGGGAUCAACACAUCUGAAUUUAAUCUUGAAUGGUAAAAUCGACUUCAAUUAACAGUAGCUUUUGGGUAGGGCAAGGCUUUGAUUUGUGGCAUAAGGCAUUGCUCGGGUAGCCAUUGUCAGUUUAAAAGCAGGUAAACUAUAAACAUUUUUUAAAGAAAAUGAAAGCAUAUGAAAGGAAAAAAUAAAUCUGGAUGUAGUCUUGAGGCUUCAUGUGGCCCAAUGAAGUACCUGAUCGUUGUUAUUGGUAUUGGAAAGUGUCUAGGUGUUGGACUAGAUGAAAUGUACCAGGGUUAAAAUUUGAUUUUUGCAAAUUGUAUAUAGUUGUUGUUUUGUCUUUUAAAGUAUUUGUACAUAUUUGGUCAUUGACGUGGCCACAUUUGAAAUGUAAAUUGAUAAAAUAGAAAAGAACAAGUGAAUUGUCACUAUUUAAGAAAAUGAUACAGGGGCGCCUGGGUGGCUCAGAUGGUUAAGCGUCUGCCUUCGGCUCAGGUCAUGAUCCCGGGGUCCUGGGAUCGAGCCCCGCAAUCAGGCUCCCUGCUAGGCGGGGAGCCUGCUUCUCCCUCUGCCUCUGCCUCUCUCUCUCUCUCUCUCUCUGACUCUCAUGAAUAAAUAAAUAAAACAUUAAAAAAAAAAAGAAAAGAAAAUGAUACACAUUCAGAAGAGCUGUGUAAUCAAUCACGCAUCUACCAUCUCUGUGGAUGGAGCAGAUUGAGAGUCGUUCCCUUAGUAGCUGACAGAGCUCUGUUUGAAUUGUAAAUAUGCUUUUACUCAUGCAUGGAGAUGAGACACACUAUUUGUAAGGAAUUGCAUGCUCUUAAAGAGAACACCUCUUUGUGGCUCACUUUCUAGAAUUUAUAAUGUACUUGUUGGAAUUUUGUUUUACCUUUAUAGGAACAUUAAAAAGUCAAUACUGAAACAUGUGUUACUGGUUUUCUAUUGUCAAAGAAUGAGAACACACCAUGAUGUUUCAUAUUACCAUUCAGGAAGAAAAUGCCUUAUUUUUUUUAGUAACUUUGAUUCUAUUAAUAUUAUUUUGCUUAUCUCUGGCAUGCCCCAAGGAAUGUAGUUGGCUUUGAUUGCACACUAAUUCACUGUAACAGAUUUGAUUCAUUAAAAACCUUUUUUUUUUUUUUUAAAUGAGAAGUCCCACAGGCAACUGGCUGUGAUGAAUCGUCUUCGUAGCUAAAUCCUUUUAAAUAACUUGACCUUUGGAUUGAUCACACUCUUUGCCCCAGUAUGUCUUGUGGACAAAAGCUAGUUAUAGUUAUUUGGUAUUGUAAAUACAGCUGUGAUGUGAACUCAUGGAAAAACUCAUGCGUGGUUUUAAAUAAACAUUAAUUCAAUAAUA